Prunus armeniaca (apricot) is the source of this 840-nucleotide messenger RNA. The record is from the annotation of a GenBank genome assembly. NCBI's taxonomy places the organism in Eukaryota, Viridiplantae, Streptophyta, Magnoliopsida, Rosales, Rosaceae.
AUGAUCCGUGGAUUUCCACACUUAGAAGAGGUUGAUGAAGUCUGUGAAAGGUGUCAACUUGGAAAGCAGCAUAGAGAGUGGUUUCCAAAGAACCAAGCAUGGAGAGCAAGAAAUCAUCUUGAGCUAGUUCAUGUGGAUUUGUGUGGACCUAUGCAAAAUGAAUCCACUGCUGGUAACAAGUAUUUCAUGCUUCUUAUAAAUGACUAUACAAGGAUGGUCUGGGUCUAUUUUCUCAGAUACAAGUCUGAUGCAUUGAAUUGUUUUCAAAAGUUCAAGUCCAUGGUAGAAUUGCAAAGUGGUUUUAGAGUGACGUGUUUGAGAAGUGACAGAGGUGGUGAAUUCACAUCCUGUGAAUUCAACAAAUUGUGUGAAGAAGAAGAAAGCAUUCAAAGACAACUCUCUAUGGCCUAUACUCCACAACAAAAUGGAGUAGUGGAAAGGAAGAAUAAAACUGUGGUUGAAAUGGCAAAAGCCAUGCUUCAUGAGAAAGGAUUACCUUAUUAUUUGUGGGCAGAAGCUGUACACAUAGCUGUCUACAUACUAAAUAGGUGUCCUACUAGAGCACUUGGAGAUAAAACUCCAUUUGAAGUAUACAAUAAGAGAAAACCAGGGAUUGCUUAUUUUAAAAUAUUUGGUUGUUUGUGUUAUGUGCACAUACCAAGUGAAGUGAGACAGAAGUUAGAUGCAAAGAGUACCAGGGAUAUAUUUAUGGGUUAUGCAACUUGUGAAAGAGGUUACAGAGUGAUGAUUCUAUCACUAAGAAGCUUCUACUCUCAAGGGAUGUUGUGUUUGAUGAAAAUGCAGCUUGAGAUUGGAAGGAAAUGUCUGAGAAACAAGUAA